Molecule: messenger RNA, 1650 nt
Organism: Anopheles bellator
Lineage: Eukaryota; Metazoa; Arthropoda; Insecta; Diptera; Culicidae
Product: zinc finger protein 2-like
Exons: 3
Coding region: 1-1650 (549 amino acids)
Biological process (GO): regulation of transcription by RNA polymerase II
Cellular component (GO): nucleus
Molecular function (GO): RNA polymerase II transcription regulatory region sequence-specific DNA binding; DNA-binding transcription factor activity, RNA polymerase II-specific; zinc ion binding
Source: RefSeq, a predicted model, not a curated record
AUGGCAGUGGUGGUAUCCGUGUCGGAUGCAACGCUGCAUCCGGCCAUGUGUCGGCUGUGUUUGCUGGCCGGGCCCGACACUGCCACAGUGUCCAUUUUCAGCGUCGCCAAUGGGUGCAUCAUAGCGGAAAUGGCACGCCAUUGUCUGGGCAUCGACAUCGCCAAGAACGACUCGCCUUACGAGAACGUCUGUUCGCCGUGCAUCGUGUCUCUUGUGUCGAUGUACGAACUGUACCAAAAGUAUCGCGAGUGUAACCGGGUCUUUCUGCAAAUGGUGUGCGAAUGGUCGAAGCCAGAUAACGGCGAUCCGACGGAUGAAAAGGUGAAAGCCCAAUCAGUUGAUGGCUCUGUAGCACCUAGUCCCGUGACCGUUUGCUUGGAAGAUAUUAUUGAGGAAGACUACAGCAUCGACGAUGAAAGCGACAGUCCAAUCGAUGCAAACAAGCUUGCUACGGCGACCAGCGAAGGAGAUGCUACCGCGUCCGGAAACGGCAACGUUGGACACGGGUUUGACGAUUCCGUUUACUAUAUGCAAGAUUUCGGCGUAUAUGUGCGAUCGGGAGGUGAUAUGGAUGGGCUAGUAGCCGGUCAGCACACCGAAGAAACGGAGUGGACCAACUCGGUCGAACAAUCGAAUGGAACGCUAAUGGAGGAGCUAAACGCCCAGGUUGCUCGAUUGGACGGUCAGGAAAUGACUACCGCUAGCCCAAAACCGGUGGACAUACUUUUAGAUGUACAGCAACCUCCCGUAACCAUGGAAACGGCUGAGAUGCCGACCGAUCGGGCGUAUGAAAUGAAAUCGCAUCCGAACGCACAAUCGUCCGAGGAGCCAGCUGUAGCUUCAAGCCACGAGGAACAACAUUACCAGGACCCGAAGCACCAUUGCUACAUCUGUGAAACUAGCUUCUCGAACGAUAUCGAUCUCGUGAACCACUUUCCGGCCCAUUUCCUGGACGUGCCACAGGAUUGCACACUCUGUGGCACUCACUAUCGCACGGUGAUGAACUUCAAUCGCCACUUGGCCUACCACCAACCUGGGCGACCGUACAAAUGUGAUACCUGCGAGAGACGUUUCAACGACCGUCAAGCCUUUCAGCGACACGCAACCGAGUUUCACCGUCAGCCACAGGCGGUUCCGCUUGCCAGCGAGACUGACCAGCACGUGUUGGUGUGUGACGUCUGUGGUAAAAUGUACGUCCUUGCGGAACCCUACGAACAGCACGUGCGUCAACAUGAGCGAGGUCAGCAGCAGUACCACUCGGCCCCAUCGGUGCCGCUACUGUUCGAUACCUUUCGCUUCACUAGGCUCCUGGCACACAUCGAAGCAUUCCACCCCGCGGACACGCGCAUCCAACUGCUGCAGUGUUCGUUCAACGAGUGUCGCCUUAAGUUUCUCGAUCUCGGCGAGUUUCAGAGUCACAUCACGGACCACCGGGUGGGCGAUCGGUUUCCCUGCACGCAGUGUGUGCGCGUUUUCAAACGCCAACGGCUUCUUACUGCUCAUCUGCGUACGGUGCAUGGGAUGGUAGCACCACGACCACGCGUUGCCCUGCGGUGUGCCGUUUGUUCGAAAAACUUCCGAAGUGAACGAACGCAUCGGUUGCAUUUGGAGACGGUACAUCAGCAGAAAGAGCCACCGAAAGACGACUAA